AUGUCCUUCAUUCGAGCAGCGACGCUGGCCCGUUCCGUGGCAACGAGCAGUUGUAGACGUUAUUCGACCGAAGCUGGUGCCAAGAAAUCAUCCAACCUCGGACUUUACCUUGGUGGUGCUGGUCUCGUAGGUCUCGGCACGUAUGUGUACAUGGGCUUUAGCAAGGGGGAGGCAGUAACUGCCAAGAAGGACCUGAAGAGUCCUCUUGACCCGUCAAAAUUUAUUGACCUCAAACUGAAGAGGGUGGAGCCUUGCAAUCACAACACCUCUAAAUUUGUGCUUGAGCUUGGGAAGGGCGAGGCUUCGCUUCUUCCAGUUGCUUCCUGUGUUUACAUAGAAACUCCCGACUUUAAGGAUGACAAGGGUCAACCUAUGUAUCGCCCGUACACCCCCAUUUCAGCGUCUGAUUUGGAGGGAGAGCUCAUUUUUAUCAUCAAAAAAUAUGAGACAGGCAAAGUCUCCAAACACAUUCACUCUCUCAAAGCUGGAGACUCUCUCAAAAUUAAAGGUCCUCUGGCAAAAUGGCCUUGGAAGAUGAAUGAGCUGGAAGAAGUCGGCCUCAUUGGUGGUGGAAGUGGAAUUGCUCCGCUCUACCAGGUCCUCCAACAUGCUCUUGCGGACAAGACGAACAAGACGAAGUUCAAGCUUUUGUACGCCAAUGUUACUGAGCAAGAUAUUAUACUUCGCGAGGAGUUCGACGCCAUGAAGAAAAAGUACCCCGACACUUUCGAUAUCGUAUAUGUCCUCGACAAGGGCGAUGCUAGCUGGAAGGGUCCCACUGGAUUCAUUGGCGCUGACCUCAUUAAGCAGCACAUUGCUCCGCCAUCACUGGGCGAGAAAGUGAAGGUCUUCAUCUGCGGUCCUCCUGGACAGGUUGCCUCAAUUGCAGGCAAAAAGAACGGCAGGGAGCAGGGUGAACUGAAUGGUAUCCUUAAGGAACUGGGUUACACCGGAGACCAGGUUUACAAAUUCUGA
Molecule: messenger RNA, 975 nt
Organism: Suillus subaureus
Lineage: Eukaryota; Fungi; Basidiomycota; Agaricomycetes; Boletales; Suillaceae
Product: cytochrome-b5 reductase
Exons: 7
Coding region: 1-975 (324 amino acids)
Biological process (GO): ergosterol biosynthetic process
Molecular function (GO): cytochrome-b5 reductase activity, acting on NAD(P)H
Source: RefSeq, a predicted model, not a curated record